AUGGCUGAGCCUCCAUCUGCGAAAUCUGUUUCUAGCGAGAAACAAAACGAUGUUUUUCCUUAUCCUGAGUUGAAGAAAGUUCCGUUUGGACCUAGUUCCUCAUCUCAUCCGCCAGUUCUUUUACUCCACGGAGCUGCGUUUUCUUCUGCAACUUGGGUUGAAACAAACACUCUUGAAGCUCUGUCAAAAGCAAACAUCAGAGGAGUAGCGAUUGAUUUGCCCGGUUUUGGCGAGUCAAAAGGAAUUUCAAAGCCGUCCGACACUGUCACCUAUUUGAACAAAUUUUAUCCUGGUGAAAAGUUUGUUCUCGUUUCUCCGUCGAUGUCUGGUAGUUAUUCUGUUCCUUUUUUGAAAGAGAAGGGAGCAGAACGUCUUGCGGGUUAUGUUCCAGUCGCUCCUGUUGGUGCUAAUAGAGUAAGCAAAGAGGACUAUGCUAAAAUCACUGUCCCGACGCUGAUCAUCUACGGCGAACUAGACAAAUCCCUGGGCGCGACUUCAGACACCCUUAUUCGAUCUCAUAAAAAUAUGACUGAAAAUGUGCUCGUCGAAGUCGGCCAAUGCGGCAAUCAAAUUGGCCGGCGAUUCUGGGAAAUGGCCUUGGCAGAGCAUUCUGUAGCCAAACAAGAUACUGUUUAUGACAUGGCGCUGAGCUCGUUUUUUCGGAAUACUGAUUCGUCCUCUGGAAGGGAGCUCAAAGUCGGAGCCCAAAACAAAGUGUAUCCAUCAGGAGACGACGAUGUCAUCACAAGCCCUUACAAUUCAAUGCUAGCAAUGCGUCAAUUGACCGAUUAUGCAAAUUCCGUGAUGCCAGUCGACAACUCGUCCCUCGCUGAGAUCACCAAUCGCGUCAAGGCCGCUUCGAACAAUUCUAGACACCGCAUCACGGAAACUGCAAAUGCCGGCAGCGAGAAAAAGACGAGCUGGGGCGAGAUGAACUCGUUAGUCGCCCAGAGUAUUUUGAACAUCACUUCUUCCUGCCGAUUCCCAGGAUCACUCAAUGUCGAUUUGAACGAAAUCACGAUGAACCUCGUUCCCUUCCCACGGAUGCACUAUCUCACUACUUGUCUCUCCCCUCUCUUCCUCUCCAAAGAUCUGAAUCUUCCCAUCAGACGGCUCGAUGAAAUGUUCACAAGCGCUUUUUCGGUCCAGUUGCAGUUUGUCAAUUGGAACCAAGAUGGAUGGAAGGUUGGUCUAUGCAACGUCGCGCCAAGUGGUCAGCCCUUCUCCCUUCUCGGUCUUCACAACUCAACGAGCAUUUUACCAUCCUUCACGGCGCUGAAAUCUCGUUUCUCCAAACUCUACCGCCGAAAAGCUCACCUCCACCACUACAACCACGUGGAUGGCUUCGACUCGAGCCUCUUCCAAGAAGCUCUUCACUCAAUCGAUGAGGUCAUCGCUCAAUAUCAAUCAGUUCAGAAAAACGAAACAAUCGACAUUCCUCGACUUUCCAUUGCCUAA
Molecule: messenger RNA, 1458 nt
Organism: Oikopleura dioica
Lineage: Eukaryota; Metazoa; Chordata; Appendicularia; Copelata; Oikopleuridae
Source: the annotation of a GenBank genome assembly